Molecule: messenger RNA, 4727 nt
Organism: Alosa sapidissima (American shad)
Lineage: Eukaryota; Metazoa; Chordata; Actinopteri; Clupeiformes; Clupeidae
Gene: cdc42ep1a
Product: CDC42 effector protein (Rho GTPase binding) 1a
Exons: 3
Coding region: 2473-3741 (422 amino acids)
Source: RefSeq, a predicted model, not a curated record
CCGCUGUUGUAGCGGUUUGCCCUGAGCUAUACAGUAGAUUACUCUGGCAGAGCACAGAAACUUCGGCAGUGUUUAGAUAAAAGUUAUAAAGUAUUCAAACAUUGGUUGUUGGGGAGAUAUAUGACAUACUGUCCUGGAUUAUACGGAAUGGUUCCUGGUCUUUUGGCCUGAAUCAAAGUUCAAAAUUGUCAGCAGUUGAAGAACCUCUCCUAGCCCAGGCAGCUCAAACUCUCAAGAGGACUAAAGAGGCAUUUGGGGGAGAAUAGAAGAGUGAAGGGGGGGCCUGCCUGUGGGGGGAACUCUGGGAUUAGAGGCUAAUCCAGGACAAGGCCAAUCCCAGUGGAGCAUCUGCAUUUUUCGGUGCUCCUCAAGACCCCAGACUGUCAUCCAGAUUAUUUCAUUUAAUUUAUUGCCUUUUAAAGACUUAGCUGCUUUUUCCCCCUCCUUAAACUCCCAUGUUCUUUGCAGCGCCUGCCGAGCGGUCGACUGGAUUUGCUUAACUCUGAAAACAACGGAUCAGGAGGAGAGCAAGCGCAAACCCGAGAGAAGCCGCGUGGGUCGGGGGAGACGGGGGGCGCGCUGUGAGUGUUUACUGUGUGGGAGGAUCAAGUGACGGCCCUGUUCGAGGAGCUCCGCUGAUCAGAGAGCGUCUGCUGCAGUACGAUACGGCGGGAGGGUGAAAGGUCGGCGACGGAGGAGAGGCUAAGGGAGUACCACUCCACACCAGGCAUCAGGAGGCAUCGCAGUCCGAGGCCUUUCUUCACAUCGUUUGACCACGUCACUAAGACUGUGGGACACUAAAGAUAGUGAGGAGUUUGGCGUGGGUGACACAUUGUCCCCCGUGUGCCCAGAAACAGGCUGAGGGGCAGUUUUCACUGUCAUCCCGUAGCUGUUGACUCGCCGUCUCCCUGAGGUCUGUGCAUGCAGAGCACGUGAGUCCUGGUGGCGUGGGAGCGAUGCCAGCAGGUUCUGGAUGAAUGAUGACAUCCAGGAAACGCAGCGCAUCAAACCCUGCGGCCGGUGCCGUCACCAAAAUCUGGGGCUCGCGCCCAGCUGUGGCCUAGGAUCCACGUCUCCACGCGCUGGCACCAGGCCUGGCAGCGAACUUAAAGAAAGGGAGCGUCGGGGGAAAUCAAAGGCUGGACAGAGCAGGGGUGGCUGGCCGCAAAUUAGAGGGCUUUCUUAGAUCUGACGCAAUCCCACAGAGGCUCCCCAUAACGGUUCAUUAAUGAAGUCAGGCUUGUCAGCCAGUCAUGGUAGAAAGCUUUUAAAAGCGACAACAGCUCACAAAUGUGUGCGACUUUGUCAAAAUAUUUAAAGAACAAUAUCCAUCACUCUACAGCCUUGCAAUAACAAAUAGAGAGUGCAGCGUAGUCUGGGUUGGCAAUUUUAAAUUAACAAGUUAUCUUUAGCAAUAAAAAGGGACAUGUCUUAGUGCAUUUCUUAUCUUGCAACAGCAAAUGUCACUGGCAGUUUAAGUAUAAACGAGCACAUUCACAGAGAGGGCUUGCAAGUGUUUGAAAACAUUGAACUGUUAGUUUAACUUAGUGGGAUUUAGCCCAUGAGGAGCACUUUGUAGAGUUUUGUUUUAUAAUAAAAUGAAGAGUGGGUUUUUUUUCCUGAGGAAGGAACUGUACCUAUUUGUGGGAGUGUUCUUAAUUAUGAACUAAUCCAGGAAAAGGAAGCACUGAAGUUCCUUUGUGGUCCUUUUGUCAGGCAAAAUAGGCUGGAGAGUUUGUCUGUUGGCUAUUUUUGAGGUCAUUGACAGACGAGUCGGUGGAAUUUAAUUACAAACAUCUCUAGAGGAAAAUGGACUUCAGCCCUGGAGAACAGGAUUGUGUUGCCUUCUAGCAAAUCAAUCAAUAUGAGCAAAGCUGAAGCUCACUGCCAAUAGCAGCACAAGAGUGCUCAUUUUAUUGUGUACUUGUGUAUUGUGUAUAAGUGAACAAAGCUGAAGUUUUGCUGUCUUUGUAAAGAGGACCUAAAUGGUUGCAGGCUUUGACUGCAGGACUUUCUCCAUCUGGAGCAACAUUUAUUUCGAAACUGAUGUUUUAUAAACCAGAAACCCAGAGCAACUUUGGAGCCCGGCAGCCCUGACCACAUACCCGCUGUAGGUUUCCAGCAACCGGGGACAUGCAUAUUUUCAACUCCCAUUUCUCUUGACAGAGGCCUUCUGGAUAUGGACAACUACCGGUGCCAGGAAUGGUACUCUGGCUUUAUGAAUAGCAUCAGUAGGAGCUACAGCUACAACUGAAACUGCACUGUUAGAUCACUGAGUGGAUUGAGGUGAACGAGGGAAACACUUCUGCCAUAUUCAGGUUUCCUCCUUUGAAAAGACUGCAUAGGAGAGACCUCCUGAGGAAUACAAAGGUUUUGGACUACUGCUUUUGUCAGUGUUUGAGUUUUUUUUUUUCAGACUUUUCACAACAGAUUUAGUUUUUGUUUGUAAAGCCGGCUGUGGUCACCAGCAGCAUGAACCUGGGCAAGCUCUCCGGCCUGAAGGGGCUGGUGUCCAACUCCAGUGGCAAGCGCAAGUUCAAGGGCGAGUUGACGACGGACAUGAUCAGCCCACCGCUCGGCGACUUCCGACACACCAUGCACGUUGGACGCGGCGGUGAUGUCUUCGGCGACACCUCAUUCCUCAGCAACCACGGCGGCUCAGGGUCCAAUGGCGAGGGAGGAGGCAGCGGCGAGGCCGCCGCCAGCGCUCCGAACACGGCGCCCUCCACGCCUGGCAAAAGCGAGGGCUUCUUCACGCGCACGCUGCGCCACGUCCGCAAGACGCCCGACCCCCGGCCCCCGGGGAGUGCCAAGGAGCCGUCCCAGCCGCCGCCGGCCGUCUCACCCAUCAUCAAGAACGCCAUCUCCCUGCCCAGGCUGGACGUGGACUCACCCAAUGGGUGUCCGGUCAAGGUGCUGUUCCCCAGCUCGCCCAAGUCACCUGAGGACUCCAGCUACUCCUAUGGUGUGGAGUCCGGCUUCGUCACUUUGCCUCGCCUCUCCCGCUCGGAGCGCCAGCAGCAGGGCGCCUCCUCCACCUGCUCCCCAGACACCUCACGGGGCUCGCUGACUGACCUGCCCGUCCUGACGCUCUCUGCCCCGGUCACCAGCUCCAGCUACGACCCCGACUCCCUCUCCUUCUCCGGCUCGCUCACCUCCUUCACCCUGGACCUGGGCCCCUCCCUCAUGAGCGAGGUCUUCAGCCUGAUUGACACCCCCAGCAGCCAACGGGAGCUCAACGACACUGUUCCCGGUGACAUCGGCGUGGAGGGGGAGGAUGAGCCCGACCUGACCUAUGACUUCCCGACCACGGCGCCCACCAACAGCCACCCCCACCCUAACAGCCGACCGGAGGUGGACUCGGCCACGGUGUCUCUGGUGGACUCCCUCCUGAGGGAGGACUACAGCGGGAGCAAGGCCCUGUAUGGCCUGGACUGGGGCGAGGACGAGUCCCUCCGAGGGUCCACCACAGACAGGCCUCUGAUGGGGGCCGGGAGCAGCGGCCGCGGGAGCAUCACCAGCAGCGGUAGCAGCAGCGGCCGGCACCAUGCCGCCCAGGGCAUGGACGCCGAGCAUUUCCAGAGGGCCACUGAUGUGCUGGCACGUCACUAUGGCAGCGGCAGGUCAGGGUCAUCCGGGUCAGGGUUCCACCAAGGCAGCACCCUCACGGACUCGACCAGGUCAAGCCAGAGGAGGGUGCCGUACCUCUACCCAGACGAGGAGGAGGAGAUCAAAGUCUAGCGUCUAGAGGGGGGUUAAACUAGAGAUGGACACCAGCAAAUGCUACCAGUUGAGAGUUUUGGAACAUAACCUAUUUUCUAUCGACACUUUCCUUUUUUUAUCUAAUUGAAUUUUUAAUCUAUCAUGAUCUGACGAUAAGGAAAGUAAUUGGGCUACACAAGGCCUCCUACUAUUCCUCAUUAAAAGUAAUGAAUGGGUAUGAAACAUUCCUCUGAAGAGAUGGAGAAGCUUUAGCCAUUGUCUUUUCAUCAUAUACUGGAGUCAGAAAAGAUUUUUCCACUUUUCACCAGUCCACUUUUGAUAACUUUAUUCUGUAGACAUAACAUUACUGUGCAGUACAGCGGAAGGGAAAUGAGUGGUCAUGGAGCCACUUAUCAGGUAUAUCUUUUGAGUCAUCAGUCUGACCUGGUGGACAUUCUGUGCACCCAUUACUCACUCUCAGGAUAGUCGUAGUGAGAGGGUUUGAUACUCUGUCCAAAAAUACUCUACACCUGUCAACUGUGUCCACAUUUGUAUUGAAUGUACACUUUUGGUAUUUUAAAUGCACAAGUGAUAAACACUAUCGUAUAUGACCCUAUUGCAAGAGAUACUGCCUCACUCUUUUAGCGCUUGGUAUUCAAAUAAGAGACUAGAUCGAAACGAAUAUGUAUCUAAUGCAUUCGCGGGAGAGAUGUUAAUAGCCAUACAUAUUCUCAGCCUCUCACUGUAAUCAUGGUUUUGAUCUGACUGACUCACUAGUUGAUGUACCGUCCCUGGUCAAACUCUUCAGUGACUCACCCAGACAGAGGACACUUCAGGAUUCUGAAGAUGUCUAAAGAUUCUGUGACCGAUUCAUUCAGAGACUUGACUGAAUGUGAGGAGAUGUGUUUGUUUGUUUGUUUUUAUAUUAUGUUUGUUAGCAAGUAAUGACAAUGCACAUGUACACAAAUAUGCAACAUUUCACCAGAGCUAUUGUUAAAAAUUACAAUAAAGAUCCUUAAAAUAUA